Gossypium arboreum is the source of this 1774-nucleotide messenger RNA. RefSeq lists its product as uncharacterized. The transcript has a single exon. Gene Ontology annotation, cellular component: cytoplasm. The coding region runs from base 183 to 1583 and encodes 466 amino acids. Lineage: Eukaryota; Viridiplantae; Streptophyta; Magnoliopsida; Malvales; Malvaceae. The record is from RefSeq and is a predicted model, not a curated record.
GAAAUAGACCCUCCACCCCUUUUUGAUGCGCUCUUCAAACCCAUAGUUUCGCUAUUAUUUAACUAUUCAGAAAACACAAACUUAACAAAAAAAACUUUGGUUUUUUCCCCCAAAUUUUAUCCAUAAUUUUCAUUUCCCUUUCAUUUUCGAUUCUUCAACCCAGGAAACCCUAAUAUUUCUUCAUGAAUUUCUUCAAAUCAGUUUUCGCGGAUGAUCCGGAUCCUCCUAAACCCCAACUCGAAUCCGAUUCCCCCAAAGCCGAUUACUCCACUCCCGAUUCUUCUCCCAGAGUGCCCGAUUCCAACCCUAACCCUAGCGGAUGGAGCUUCGGCGGCCUGAUCCAAACGAUAGCAACCAGAUCCGAAUCCGUCAUCGAGACUUACCGUCGCGAUCUCGAAGAAUUCGGGUUGGGUCUGAAAAAAGAAAUCGAGGUAGCUCAGGGUUCAUUAGGGAACGUAGGGCAAGUCAUUGAUGAGUUCGGGAACACGGUUAUAAAGGGAACGACUCAGAUCAUCAAUCAGGGCAAGGAUGCAAUACUAGCUGCCGAUAACGAAUCCGAUUCCUCUUCCUCCGAGAGUAAGAUCACCCAACGGAGCUUGAACUCGAAACGGUACAGUCGAUUCGAUGCUCAAGUGAGGGCAAUUCAAGGGGAUAUUAAUACUUACAUCGAGGAGCCAGAGGAUUUGGAGGAUUACAAGAAGUGGAAAUCAGGGUUCGGUUUGGAAGAGAAAAAGGAAGAGAUUGAGAGAUUGAUGGAAGAGAAUGGGGAAAUGGGAAGUAUUUAUAAAAGGGUUGUUGGUGUUUCAAAUGGGGUUGAUCAUGAGACGUUUUGGUGUAGGUACUUUUAUAAGGUUUUCAAGCUUAAGCAAGCUGAGGAUAUGAGGGUUAAGCUUGUUAAUAGAGCGAUUUCUAGGGAAGAAGAGGAGGAACUGAGUUGGGAUGUUGAUGAAGAUGAGGAAGAGGAAGAGGUGGAUGAGAGAAAUACGGUGCCGAAGGCGAGUUUGAAGAAGCAAGAUGUGGAUAAGAAAGAAAAAGAUGAUACUGUGAAAGAUAAGGCAGAAAAAAGUGAUCUUUUGGAGAAAGAAACUGUGGGAGAGAAGGGUGAAAAAGAUGUUCUUUUGGAGAAUAAGGAUCAAGUUGUUGUUGAGAAGGCAAAUGAAAACAAUCCCGUUGAGAAAGUAAAGGGUAAUGUUGAUGAAUCAAGUAGUGGCAAUAUAGUAACUGAGAAAGUUAAUUUGGAGAAGAAUGAGGAGGUAUGCAAGGAUGAUUCAAUGGCGAAAUCUGUUGAGAAAGUAGCUUCUGAAGCUAAAGACGGAGAGAAUAAAGAGCCUAGCAAUGGCAAAGGUAAAGACAGUGACAUUUCAGUGGCGUCAAGCCAUCCAUCAAUGGUUGAGGAGGAGGAAGAGGAGGAUCUUGGGUGGGAUGAAAUUGAGGAUCUCAGCAGCAUUGAUGAUAAGAAAGAAACUCAUGGUGGGAGCCCGAGCUCCAAUAGGGAUGAGCUGAGGAAGAGACUAAGUACAGCUGAAGAAGAGGAGGAUUUAAGCUGGGAUAUUGAAGACGAUGACGAACCGAUUAAAGCUUGAUGAAAAGCGUUAAGUUUCAUCUGAAAUUGUUGAUGUUUAUUGCUCAUAAUUUGCUGCAUUGUUUCCUUUUUUUUCCCUUGUGUUCCUCAUAUUUGUCCCCUGGAUUCAUUUCUCGUUUGAAAUGCAAAAAUCUGUUAUUGUGUACCCUUUACACUUGAAAUGAAAUUGAAGCAUCUGUGUACAUAUUAAAA